Trichobilharzia regenti is the source of this 1941-nucleotide messenger RNA. NCBI's taxonomy places the organism in Eukaryota, Metazoa, Platyhelminthes, Trematoda, Strigeidida, Schistosomatidae. The record is from the annotation of a GenBank genome assembly.
AUGGAAAGUUAUUUGGAGGAUGAUAGAAGAUUUCAUUCCCCUGAAUCCAAGAAGUCUAAACUUCACGGUUUAGAAGGAUUAUAUCUUCAUUCAACACCAGUAUCUCAGUCAAAUCCGCAUCAAUUCCAUCCACUCUCAUUAAGUUUCAAUGGAUUGAAGGAUAUGUCUAAUACUGAGAAGAUAACUCCAUUGUAUAGUCCUUUAACCGAUGAAGGAUAUUCUUCGGUUGGAUCUAGUUCAACGCCAACUGGUAUGCUUAACAAUAUGCCAACUUUUGAACUCUUUAAUCAUUAUAAGGAUUAUUCACAUCCUGCGUGUAUUCAUAAUCCUUCUAAUCAAAGAGAAAAGUUGGAGAUUGUUGCUUUAGAAUUACUUAAUCAAGCUCGAUUAAUUCCGCAUCCUGCUUGUUUUGGACGUCCAGUGAAUAGAGAUAUUUUGAGUAAUUGUGAAGAAAAUAUGAGAAGUCAAGUAAACGCAAAUAAUUUUCAAUUUCUUGGUGGAUUUAAUGACAAGUGUCAACUGUUAUCACAACCAGAUAUGAGAUUUGGAAAUUUUAACCAUCCAUCUGUAGCUAACGGAAGCAAUGAAUAUGCUCAUUUAAGUCAAUACAAUUCAUUCUAUCCAAGACCAGUACCAUCAGUUACAACAAAUAUCUCUCAAAAUUUAUAUAGACAACAUCUUAGUGAACAGUUAAAGCAUCAUAGACAAUUUGAAAACUCAACAAGAGUUGAUAAUGAUGCUACUAAUAAUGAUAAUUCUCCCCAGUCACCUGAACGUCGUAGUCGAAUGUGUAAUCAGAUUCUUAGUCAAGUUCGCCGGGAAAUGAUUAAACUUAUUGAUAAUAGUAUGCAACAGUUAGAGACGUAUCUACAGAAUAAUCAUUUUGAAGAUACUAAUACUUCAUCAAAUUUCUUGGAUUAUUGUAACUCCUUGAAAUCUGUUCAAGUAAACUUUCCGGAAGAUUUAAAUGUGACUCCGCUCAAUUUGAAAUUCUCUAAAAGUAAUAUUACUGCAGAAUCAGCAAGUGACGCCAAUAGUAUGCCUGGUGAGGAUCUACGAAAUGAAGAAGACUUCAACCCCAAUAAUCGUGUGUCCUCUGAAUUGAAACUAAGCAAUUCAUCGUGCAGAACAACUCCCACAAAAGAUUCACCAACGGAUUCAUCGAGAACACGACAGCUACGUCUUGCAAACAAAACUCGUAGAUUAAGAAUUCAUCAAUUCAACAGCCAGCUAUUUGUGAAUAAGAAUGAGGUGAAAAAAUCGAACACUCAAUCACCCAUUGACAAUAAACGCCAGAUACAUAGUGAUGAAAAGGAGGUACCGAACAAAAUCCCACACUUGGAUGAGUCACUCGAUUUGAGAAUUCAUCACGAAGCUGCUGAUGAUGACAAAAGUCAAUCUGAAGUGGCGAUAUCAUCUCAUAAUCUUCAAAAUAAUUAUUCCCAUACACGUUUGAAGAGAUCGAUACUGAGCAAUCAUACCAGAACGACAACACUGAGUGCCGUUCACUUGAAAAAAGCUAAAAUGAUGUUUAUGUACUCGCGUUAUCCAACAUCAAGUCUACUGAAGUCCUAUUUUCCUGAAGUAAUUUUCAAUCGAGGAUCCACCGCACAAUUGGUAAAAUGGUUCAGUAAUUUCCGAGAGUUUUUUUACAUACAGAUAGAAAAAUUUGUUCGUCAACAGAAAGCAGCUGGUUUGAAGAAAGCCGAUGAUAUAAUGCUGUCUCGUGAACAUGAAUUAAUCCGUAGCAUGGAAAUGCAUUUCAAUAAAGGCGAUGAAAUUGAAACUCCGAAAGAAUUUCUGGACGCUAUUCAAAUAACUGUAUGGGAAUUCGCUGAUGCAGUAUUAAAUAGUCGUGAUGCUAAUCCAGCAUGGAAGAAAAGUAUAUACAAGAAAAUUUCUAUGUUAGAUGUACAAUUUCCCGAGUUUUUUAGAUGUUAG